AAAUCUUGUAGUUUUUCUCUUCAAUCGGUCAAGUGGCGUUCUUUCUUUUCAUAUUGCUGUGUUUUUAUGGAACAAAACUGACAUUAAAAUAUUACACCAUUUGAUUUGAUUCCAACUGAGAAAUUGAUAUAAAUAAUAACUUGAUCUUUCAGUGCACAAAGUAAAAAUUAGUUCUUACUGCUAUGAAUUACAACUUAGUGGAAUUGUGAAUGACCAGGUCGCGAUCGAAAUUGGACAGCGCUGCACGAAGACGUGCGAAAAGGAAAACAAAAGAAAAGCAAAGACGACUUGCGUGAAAUGUGUUUGAAAAUAUGGAAAAUUUGAAAAUAAGUGGAAAUUUAUUUGCGAAUAUACGAUAUUUCGUUGAUGGAAAUUUAGAUGAAGAGAUUGAAAACUUGCUUAAAAAUGGUGGGGCACAAUCGAAACGUUUUUUAUCGGAUCUGGUUACACAUCUGGUGUGUGCGCCUAACUACACCGAAGAAGAAUUGGCAAUGAAUUUGGAUCUCUAUAAUGUUAUACCAGUUACAGAUCAAUGGAUAGUACACAGUGCCAAAUUGGGGCGUUUGGCUUCUACAAAAGCAUUUGAUCCAAGCACACAACGGCUUUUCAAAUCACUUAAAUUCGCAAUAACAAAUUUGUCAAGUGAAGACUUUAAAUGUUUGUACGCCAUUCUUACAUUUCAUGGGGCACAAGUUACUACCGCAGCCGAUGCGAGUUAUUCACACUUAAUAUGCGGUAGUAUAGGAGGAAAUAAUUAUAAUCGUGCAACAAAAAGAUCUGUAAAUAUUGUUAGCCCUGACUGGAUAUUUGAUUGUUUAAAGCAGGGUAAAAUUUUGAGUUGUGAUGGUUACCACCCUCGAUUGCUCAAGAUUGUCGACCAGCCUAAAGGUGUACCUAAAUUAACAAACAUUUCUACAUCAUACAAUAACGCUUCUGCCACAAAACCAAUACCACAAAUGCCAAUCUCCGUUCCUACUGCGUCAACUACAACUACGAACACAUCUGAUUGUAACAUGGUUGACUCCGUGGAGCAAACACUAUCGACAAUAUUAGGUUUUGAUGAUGAUGAUAUGGGUGGUAUUGUAAGUAGCAUUGAUAAUACAAUCGGUGGGAGUGUAGAUGAUGCCGAUGCUGCGGAAAGCAUUGCUAAUAUUAAAUCGCAACUGCAAGCUUCUUUACCUCCAUUACCACCCAUUCCAGCGACCCCAUCUUCAACCAGUACAAAUACAGUAGAAAAUUUAAAUAAGCCCCCAACAACCCAAUUACAGGACAACGCGACAUAUGAGACCAAUCAAUUGCCAGAAGUUUUAUUAAAUAGUGUUUCUGUUGUUCCCCAAAUACAACCUGAAGUGCAGUCUCAACCUCAACAUACUCAAUUACAAAGUCAAUUAAAUCCUCAACAACAAAUUGUGUUUGUACGUCCGCGUAAUAUUCAACAGCAACAACAACACCAACAACAAAUAAUCUUAGGUGGUGCACAACAGCCCUCUUUACAACCUCAACAAAUAAUAGUUCAACAAAAAAUAGUACCUAAUGUUGUGGCCCAGCAGCAAAUUCAAAUGCAACAGCAGAGUCAAGCUAAAAUAGGAUCAGGAAAUGUUUUGCAACAACAGAGAACUCUCAAGAGUCCCCAACAUCACAUUCAAAUAAUACAACAUCAACAACUGCCCCAAGCACCACGAACUCCCCAGCCACAGCCACCUAGUCAUCCUAAUCUUCCCCCUCAACCGCGUACCGCCCCAUCGACACCCACUUCAAAUGGACCACCGCCGUUGCCCAUCCCACGUACUUCGACUCCAACACCAACAGCUAUUGGUGUUAACAUAUCACAACCGCGGACACCCCAACCUCCCAGUGGUAGGCAAACUCCGGCAUCUAGAACACCCUGCACUACUCCUCAGCCAGCCAAUCAGUCCCCCCAGCAUGUCACUAUACCGAUGUCGCCACAAUCUCAACAGCCUCAUCAACAACAAACAGUGCAAAUGUCGCCGCAAAUGUUACAUCAACACAUAUUACACCAGCAAAAUAUUCUUCAGCAACAACAGCAGCAGCUUCAGCAACAUAUUCAAAAUGGGCAGAGUUUGACACCACAGCAGCAGGCUUUACAGCGCCAAAUACAACAUCAACAACAACAAUUAAUACAACAACAACAGAAAUUUCAACAACAAAUACAGCAACAUCAGCAGCAGCAGCAGCAACAACAACAGCAACAAAUGCAACAGUCGCCCCGCUUAAAUCAAAAUCCACAAUCGCAAUCACCUUCCUUGCAACAACAACAAAAUCACGGUCCUAGUGGUGGUAGCAUGAUGCCGCCACAAUCGCCACGGCAAUCACCUGCUCUUCAAAUGACGCCACCGCCGCACUCGCCUCAACCACAGCAACAACAACAACAACAUCAGCAAAUGCGUCAGCAAAUGCAAAAUCGACAGCAGCGUCAGCCGCAAUGUUUGGGUGGUGCGAUGGGUUCACCCCAACAUCAGUCAAUGAUGUCACCGCAGCAACAACAAACUCUGCAACCUUUUCAACAACCGCAGCGUAUUUCUCAAGCACAGCAACAACAAAGUCCACAACAUAUUUCUGCUCCGCAGUCGCCGCAAACACAGCAAUCGACAACAACGACGCAACAAACAAAGCAACAGAUGUUACAACAAAUGAAACCAAUCGAUCCAACAGAUCCCGUACAGGUGGCGCAAGUUCUCAGUCGAUCAGCACCAAGUCCAAAUCACGAAUCAUUAAUAAUGAGACAACAGCAUUUGAAACAACAGCAAGCACUACAGCAACAACAGGCAUUACAACAGCAACAUGCAUUGCAACAACAACAACAACAAAGUAUGCAAAUUCAGCAGCAACAGCCCCAAUCAGCCAGACAAUCACCUUUACAGCAACCACAGGUUCAGCAACAGAUUGUCGUCAAUCCGAGCAAUCAGCAACAGCAAAUUAUUGCUCAGCGGCAUGUCAUCAACACAUCCACUGUGCAGGGUCAACAGCUAAUACAAAGUCAUAUGAUGAAUAUACAACAUCAACAACAACAAACACAACACAAACAACAACACCUGAUAAAUAUACAACAACAACAACAACAACAGUUAAUUGUUCAGCAACAGCAGCAACAACAACAGAAGCCUACUGGCAUGAUAAUCGGCGGAAUGUCACCGCAGCCACAGCCGCAGCAAUUGCAGCAGGCACAACAACAACAGCCGGGGUCUAUACAGUUUAGUCAACCACAACAAAUGACCAUGUCAGGGGGUCAAGUCUGCAUCAUACAGCAAACGUUGCAACCACAACCACAGUCACAGCCGCAGCAACAACAACAACAGCAACAGCAAAUUAUUCAACAGCAGCAGGUGACUGGUAUUUCCACAAAUUAUCAACAACAAAUAAUGAGUCCGAACAUACAGCAAUCUAACACACCACAGCAACAACACCAACAGCAUCAAGUAAUAAGCCAACAAAUUCAAAUUCCACCACAAUCUCCGCAACAUCAGCAACAACAACAGCAACAGCAACAAAUUAAUAUUGGUGGUACCCCUACGCAAAUAACAACAAUUCCAAACAAAUCGAAAAUUAUAAUCAGUCAACAGCAGUUUCAACAGCUCAGUGUGCAACAACAACAACAGAUAUUGCAACAAAAUCAACAGAAUCAGAACGUCGUUAUAGUUAAUCAGACAAAUUUGACAUCUCAGCAGCAACAACAACAACCACAAACACACCCGCAAAUUGUGCAACAAAUAAUACAGCAUCCUAUGCAGCAAUCGCCACAGCAACAGCAACAAACAAUCCAAAUGCAGCAAUCCCCACAGAAUCAGCAGCAGCAAUUGCAGCAAAUUCCCCAAAGUCCAACGCAAGUCCUUAAAACUCCGCAACAACCUCCGCCCAUUUAUACGCAUCGUCAACAAUCCGUUGAAUUGACGGAUGGGUCUAAUAGUAUGUUACAACAACAACAGCAACAACUUCAACAUACCCAGCAAUCCCCGCAAAUGAUAACACAAACUCAAGUCAUACUUAAUCCGCAACAGCAGCGUAUGCCACUACAACAGCAACAUCAACAGGGCAAUAUGCCUCAGCAGCCACAACAAAUUGUAAUUAAUCAGCAAGUUAUCAAUAAUCCUCAACGUCUACAGUACAUACAACAACAGCAACAACAGAUACAAUUACAGCAACGUAAACCACAACAAAAUGCAAUAAUUGUGGGUCAACAACAAUUGCAACAGCCAUCAUCUCAACAACAGAUUAUAAUACAGCAGCAAACUGUGCCGACGCAAGCAUCGCAAGCACAACAACAACAACAUCCGCAACAAUCGCCACAGCAACAAAUGAUGACAAUACCUGGUAACAGUAAUAUGCAGAAUCAAAUAAUAUUGCAGCAGCAGAAGCCAACAUUACAACAACAGCAUUCAGUGGAGGGGGCAGCGUCGCAACAGCAACAGCAGCAACAACAAAUUAUACUACAACAGCCACCCAUACAACAGACUGUAGUUAUUCAGCAACAACAGUUGUCACAACAACAAUUAAUUGCUGCUGGUCAAUCGCCACAACAACAACAACAAACCCAACAGCAACAUCAGCAAUUAAUUAUUCAGCAAAGUUCACCUCAGCAACAACAACCACAUUGGUCGCCACAGCAGCAGCAGCAACAACAACAACAAUCGAGCCCCGCUGGAAUGCCACAACAACCAACACAGUCUCCAGUAGUGGUUAGCGGUACACAAGUGAUCGCAACGAACUCUUCAUUGGGGAACUUACAAGCCCCUCAACAAUUCAUACGUGCUGUACGUCCCGGACAAUGGCAACAGCCGGGCAUAUCACCUGGCACUGCCGCAUUGCAGGGACAACCCCAGCGCCAAGUCAUACAAGUUGAUGACAAGACUCAUGCACAUCUUAUGACCCUGGACCCAGUUAAGAAAAUGGAAUAUAUCGCCAAGUUACAACAACAAAAACAAAAGCUCCUGAUGAUUCGUCAGCAAGUGCCAUAUCAACCGCGUCCAGGUGCACCAAAUGUUGUGUCAACUGCAAUGGGUAACGCAUUGCAACGUCCCGCAGGCGCACCCACACCCGGUACACAUAUUAUUGUGCAGAGUCAAAUGCCUGCUGGUCUCACGCAGCAGCAACAAAUGCAAUGGUUGCAACAACAAGGUGCGCGGCAAGUUGUUGUACGUGCCGGAGCAGCACCUGGCUUAAGUCCGAUUUCGCAGCAACAACAACAACAAAUUGUUGCUGGUAGUCCACAAACACAGCAGCCUGUUCAAACGGCAAAUGCGCCUCAAUUCAAUCCCACCGACCCCAAUCAGCAAAUGCUGCUACAGCGUCAGCUACGAGUACAGCAAGUACAAUUGCAACAGCAACAACAACAAUUGACACCACAAAAGCAACCGCAACAACAACAACAACAUACCGGUGUCCAAGUCCAAGUAGUUACCGGUGGUCAGUCUACAAUGGGCAACGAUCAACAGCCGACUGCACCUAGUACACCAACAACGCCUGGCGGAAAUAUAAUAAGUACGCUUGCAACGAGGCCGAUUGUUAUGGGCUCAGCCGAAACGCAGCAGCAAAUAGGUGGAAAUCCACAGCAACAGCAGCAGCAGGUUUUGCAACAGACGCAACAACAGCAAAUGAAUAUGAAAACAAAAACGGCAUUAGCGAACAUGUUGAACAGUCGUUUGAGCAACAGCAAUGGUGGAGCUAUACAAAUGCAGCAGCAGCAACAGACAAUGAUUGUGUCGGCGAGUGGUGCUCCCGUUACUGAUCAACCGUUACAACAACAUCCGCAGCAAAUAAUACAACAUCAAGUGGUAGUCGCCGGCAACGCGUCGCAAACCGGUGUCAUGCUACAACAGCAGCAACCUCAGCAAUCACCACAACAACAAAUUGGACCAGGUGGGGUUGUGCUGGAACAGCAGGACACGGCUGCAGGGCGUUUGCGACUAAUGACGCAACAACAUAAUGCAGCUUUGCAACAGCCAGGCGUACCGCCAGGUACACAACUAUUGCAGAGUGUGGUUGGUGCAGCUCCACCGCGCACACCGCAAGAGCUUAUGAUGCUUCAGCAACAACAAUUGCAAUUGCGACGUUCCGGAGUUGUUUUGCAGUCUCAGCUUUCGUCAGGUGGACAUGUUGGGACUGCGAGUGCCGGUCAACAACAAAUUGUUGUAGCGGGUUCUCAGCAACAUCCACAACAUUUGGGCAUUGCGGGCGGGGUGCAGCAGCAAAUUGCGGUAGCUCAAAUUUCCCAAACACAGCCAGUGCAGACGCCGCAAGGCGUGAUGACACCAGCUGGUUUUAUACAGGGCCGCCCUAAUAUGCCGCCGCCAGCUCGACCGCAAUUUUACGGACAUAAUCCAAAUCUAAAGUUGCCGCCAGACCUCUUUCUCGUUGGCUGUACCUUUUAUAUAGUGGAAUAUGACGAGACCGACGCCGAUGAACUACCCAUCUGGAUGGAGACCAUACGCCAAUUUGGUGGUGACAUUGAACGCGUCUAUUGUCAACGCGUCACACAUGUACUCUGUCGCACGCAACGUCAUGGCGUUGUUAUGCAGGCUUUGCGCGACUCCAAACGUUGCAUUACCGCUUACUGGCUAAGUGAUAUCUGUUUUAAGAAACAGUUGCUGCCGCCAUGGCAGGCACUGCAUCUACCUUUCCCCAGCCAAUUCGGUUAUCAAAAGCCGCUGGAAAGGCAUAUUAUAUCGACGUAUGGCUUCGAAGGUGAAGAGAGUUUUCGCAUUAAACAAAUGGUAGAAGAGUGUGGUGCCAUAUACACAUCAUAUUUGUCGAAACAUAACACAGUGUUAAUUUGUAAGAAGCCCGAAGGUGACAAAUACAUCGCUGCUAAGGAAUGGAAUAUACCGAUUGUAAAUGCCAUUUGGCUGGCAGAUAUUUGCAUUGGAAAUCUGAGCGGAAUGUCUCAGUAUGAAAAUCAAAAAUAUCAGCAAUAUUCGCUAAUGGCGCCCUUCAGAAUCGACUAUCCGCUAGUGCCACAAUUGAUGUCUGCUUGGAAGGCGCCCAUUAAUCUGACACAGGAAGCACAUGAGCGUGUCAAACGUUCAUUGGCCGAUCCAUUUUCGGAGCAAAAGGCAAAACGUCAAAAAAUUUCGCCAUAUCAGGAAGAAAUACCUGAAAACAUAGUUUGUAUUGAAUACCCACAAAAUGACAAGCCACCGAAGGUGAUAUUUUCGCAGGUUGCCGACCCAGAAUCGCUGAAAAAAGCUGUGCUUUCUCUUGGUGGAAUUGUUGUGGAAAAUCCAGAAGACGCCACCUUCUUGGUUAUGACACGCGAAAGUCGCACUUGUAAACUAAUUCAAGCCGUUUGUCAUGUGAAUUAUGUAUUGAAGUCGACUUGGUUGGUGGAUAGUGCCAAAGCGGGUCGCUUUCUUUCGCCAGAACCGUAUAAGAUACAAUACAUACCUGUGGAUGAGAAUCUAAAAUUCCAUCUAGAUACCGUGUUGCAAUCAAGUGUGCGAAAUACGCUCUUUGCUGGGAAGCAUUUCUUUGUAACACCCGAUGUUUUUCCGUCGCGCACUGAAAUCGUUCGCAUGAUUGAGGCGUCCGGUGGCAAAGUUGAAGCAAAACGACGCACAUCACAGGCAAUCGCUGAUACGCAUACACAAUCGCCAGAGUCAUAUAUAAUUGUAACGUGCCCCAAUGAUAUGCAUUUAUGUGUGGACUUGACUCGCCAGGGCAUUCCAAAGUGUCCAAUUGUUUCGACAGAGUUUGUGAUGAGUUCGAUACUAAAGCAAAAAUUGGAGAUCGAACCAAAUCUAAUCAACUAUUUGUAUAAUAAUAACUACGCUAGCACGAAGUCGAAAUAGUUUAGAAUCAUAUACGAUUAAAAUUGGCAUAUUUACACAAUUAAAUUUAGUACGUAGUAAGAAAAAAAAUACUAAUUAAGUUGUAGAUAUAAAAUUGUAGAUAUUUGUAAGAAAGAAGUUAUGAUUUUUUUAUAUAUAUAUAUCAUAUUUUCGUAAUACAACCAUUUUGUACAUGUUUAUACAUUACACGUAUUGCGAAAAUAAAGAUUUUUAUAGAAAUGGCAAGGCAACAUCCAGUAAUUUAUACAUACACGCUUAUGUAAAUAAUUUCUUUGAAAAAUAAUCAAAAUAAAUUAAUAUAAAAAAUAUGAAAAUGUUAAGAAAUUAUUUGAUAUUUUGAAAAAAGUAACCAUAAGAUUGCGUUCAAAACACUUGUAAUGUAUACGAUUAUACUUGGGAUAAUACGAUCACGACCAGCAAAUGGCGUAAAUGUAUACAUAUUAUUCUGUACUUUAUUUCUUUUUGGUUUUAUUUAACAUGUAAAACAAACCCGAAACUAAGUAUGUAGUAACUGGUUGGUUGAACUGUCACAAUAAAAAAUAUUUUGCAAUAUAUAAGUA
This is a messenger RNA of Bactrocera oleae (olive fruit fly), 8362 nucleotides long. RefSeq names its product PAX transcription activation domain interacting protein (gene Ptip). The record is from RefSeq and is a predicted model, not a curated record. Lineage: Eukaryota; Metazoa; Arthropoda; Insecta; Diptera; Tephritidae.